UUUUGUCUGUCAGCAGAGCUCAGUGAACGCGUCCCGCCAGCAGAGCGCGUCCCUGCGCCUCGCACAGAAAACGGGGAUGCCUCCGAGUAGAGCACAAACCCACUCCCCGUUUUCCGUGAAACUGUGAAAAGAAAAAGCCCUGUUGUUUUUUUAACACUGUCAGAAAGCCCAUGCACUACGAGCUUUCUCCAGCACCUCCGCCGCUCGCAGGACUCUCCCAGGAUGCUGUCGAACAAGCCGCACACCGGGCACAAAGUGGCAGGCUGUUUGAUUUUCCUCUCCCUCUUUCAUAUCAACUUUUCAGCGUGCAGCUCAGGAAAAGGCUCACAGAGCCAAGAUGAUAUGCAUGUCAUCCACAACAAUCAACUGGACCUGCGGGAGAUAGUGUUCGUCAUCCAGAGUCAGAGCAACUCCUUCCACGUGAGGCAGGCGGAGAGACGGAAAGCAGACUUACUGAAGCAGGCACACAGUCUCACAGAGAAACCACCGGUGGUUUUGCUUCUUCACACUUUAUCAGAUAACGAGGGAGAUUGGAGUAUCCUUCCUCUGCUGCCUUACUUAUCGCACUCCUUCAGGAAAAACUCAUCCUGGAUUUUAUUUCUUGAGGAAGAAACAAAUGUGAAGAUGACUAAGCUGGUUCAGGUCCUUGCAAAAUUUGACAAGAAUAAAGAGUGGUUUCUUGGUAAGCCCCUCCACGACAAAGAGUCGACCAUCAUCCAUCACUACGCGUUUGCAGAGAAUCCUUCCGUCUUUAAAUAUCCAGAUUUUGCCGCUGCUUGGGUCCUAAGCACCCCCCUUGUUGUUCGGCUCGCAAACAAAGUGAAAGAUGAGCCACUUAAGUCUGACUUCACCAUUGAUCUGAAACAUGAGGUCGCCCUGUAUAUCUGGGACAACGGGAAUGGUCCACAUCUCACUGCUGUUCCCGAGCUGUGCACUGAGCCAGAGGACUCUCCUCAGACCCACCACUGUGCCACCACUCUGAGUGCAGAGCCACCUCUCUGUGAGGAGCCUGUAAAUAAAGAAGAUAUAUUUGUGGCUGUGAAAACGUGCAAGAAGUUUCACAGUGAAAGAGUUCCAGUGAUAAAGAAGACGUGGGAAAAGGAUGCCUUCUUUUUAGAGUACUACAGUGACUAUGCUGAUACUUCAAUACCAACCAUUAAUUUAGGAGUUCCAAACACUGAAAGAGGCCACUGUGGGAAAACAUUUGCAAUCCUUCAGAGAUUUCUGAGCAGCUCUGUCCCAAACACCAAGUGGCUCCUUGUUGUGGACGACGACACACUUAUCAGCCUCUCCAGACUGCAAGUCUUGCUGAGCUGUUACAACCCCUCUGAACCAGUAUGUCUAGGGGAGAGGUACGGAUAUGGUCUGAGCCAAGGCGGCUACAGCUACAUCACAGGAGGUGGAGGUAUGGUGUUCAGCAGGGAGGCUGUGGUCCGGCUCCUCAACAGUGGCUGUAAGUGCUACAGCAAUGAUGCACCAGAUGACAUGGUGCUGGGAAUGUGUCUCAAUGCCCUUGGACUUCCUGUCACACACAGUCCUCUCUUCCACCAGGCGCGCCCAGAGGACUAUGCCAGAGAUUUCUUAGCUCACCAGGUGCCCAUCUCUUUCCAUAAACACUGGAACAUCGACCCCAUUGCUGUUUUCAACAAAUGGCUUAAGGAUGACAUUUGGGCAAAAACUUCAGAUGGACUUAAUAAGAGUGCUAAGACGGAGUUAUAAUCAUUUUAAGCACACCACUUGCCUGUAUGAGUAUGUAAGUAUGAAGCGAUUGUGUGUGUGUGUGUGUGUGUGUGUGUGUGUGUGUGUGUGUGUGUUUGUCUUAUGAAGUCAUGGAACUGAAAUAUUGUCCUUCACAGAUGUAAAUGUUUUUGUAUUGUUGAUGUUGAACUAUUUAGAGGGACCAUGCGAGCGUGUGUCCAUGACUUUUAUCUUUUAUCUGUGAAUGUCUUCAUGACUGAGCUGCAUGUUGAGGUUACUGUUAUUUUGGAAAAUGUGUAUAUUUAUAUCAUAUGAAUAAUCUGAACCUUACAAAGGAGGCUCUUCUCCUCUGGGAGAUACUGUACCUUUCAAAAAGUAUCACUAAUGCUGUACAAUGUGCUCUAUUUUGACAUAAAAGUAUAAAUAUUU
Plectropomus leopardus (leopard coralgrouper) is the source of this 2127-nucleotide messenger RNA. It is a transcript of the gene b3glcta, whose product is annotated as beta 3-glucosyltransferase a. Lineage: Eukaryota; Metazoa; Chordata; Actinopteri; Perciformes; Serranidae. The record is from RefSeq and is a predicted model, not a curated record. Gene Ontology annotation, cellular component: membrane. Gene Ontology annotation, molecular function: glycosyltransferase activity.